Molecule: messenger RNA, 162 nt
Organism: Filobasidium floriforme
Lineage: Eukaryota; Fungi; Basidiomycota; Tremellomycetes; Filobasidiales; Filobasidiaceae
Exons: 1
Source: RefSeq, a predicted model, not a curated record
UCCACGCAAGACGGCAAUCGAGCUUAUCAAGAGGCUAUCAGGGCGUGGUACAACCGACAUGGGCAGGACGCUACCGCUUCGUUAUCUCGCCCGUUCCCCCUUUCGCCGGGAACCGUUCGGCCCGGUUCGGGUGAGUGCUUCCGUUGUGGCAUGACAGGCCAU